Molecule: messenger RNA, 3624 nt
Organism: Marasmius oreades (fairy-ring Marasmius)
Lineage: Eukaryota; Fungi; Basidiomycota; Agaricomycetes; Agaricales; Marasmiaceae
Exons: 5
Coding region: 1-3624 (1207 amino acids)
Biological process (GO): cell surface receptor signaling pathway
Molecular function (GO): antioxidant activity; oxidoreductase activity
Source: RefSeq, a predicted model, not a curated record
AUGGCCUAUCACAUCGUGGGCGAUGACCUUGGUGUCGGUGUAGGGAACCUUGCGCCCGAUUUUGAAGCCCAUACCUCGUCUGGUUUGCUUCAAUAUCAUGAGUGGGUCAAUGAUGCUUGGACGAUUAUUUUCUCCCACCCAGGAACUUCAUUCCCCCUCGAAUUGCUCGAACUUGCUCGUCAAGCCUCUGAAUUCGAAAAACGAAACGUCAAGUUAAUCGGUGUAUCGUCUAGUUGGUUGAGCGAUCAAAGGAGAUGGAAGGCUAGUCAAAUGCGGUAUGGAAUCCAGCCUGGUUCUGUUGACCAGAAAAUUCAAAUCGUUGCGGAUGAUGCUGGGGAAAUAGCAUUCAUGUACGGAAUGGCUCCAAACGAGCAGGAUCCGACCAUCGAACCGAAAAGUCUAUUUGUGGUGGACCCAAAUCGUAUUGUUCGACUGGUUCUCUCUUAUCCUGCGACCUUUCGCAAGAAUUCGGACAAAAUCUUACAGUUCAUAGACAAAUAUUCAGCUCACGCGUCCAUAUCUCGAGGAAACAGCCCCUUCAGUCUAGACGGCAGUCUCAACCGUAGUCGUACCUUCGCGGGCACCGCCACUCCCGAGCUCUCUUCCUCUCCCAAAACUUCUCUCAAAACGAAUGGUCGUACGAGCGAACAGUAUGACAGACCCAAUUCCGAGUAUCUUACCACCACCGAAAACACCGGCUUUGCACCAAGCAGUUUCAGCCGUAGUCGAACCUUCCGAGGUGGUACCCCCGAUUCAUCUUACUCCUCCGAAUCCAAAGGGAAGAACGACAAACCCCAAGAUAAACGAAAUCUCGGAGAUGACAGUUUCGUGCGAACUGCGUCCAACACUAUCUCAUCCCAGUUCGUUGUAGGCGUAUCCGUAACGUCGACGCAUCUCGCCGCGACGGAUUCCACCAUGACUCUAACAGGCGGAAGCAAUUAUGUGCAGAAUGCUCUGAAUGUCCUGGAUUCUCUGAUCGACAUAGGGAAAGUGCUUCCUUACGUCGCACCCGCGUUCAUCCUGUUGAAGGUCAUCAUCGAAAUCGAGAGGAACGCUCAAGAUAACAGCGCGAGAUGUAGAGAUUUGGUGGAGCGCGUUACGUUUAUGCUCUCACAUGUGCCUGCUCUUCGGGCUUUGUGCAAAGAGGGAACAGGAGUCGACCAAGCCACGCGUCAGGUCAUUAAUCGGAUGAACAACGUUCUGAAAGAUUGCACGGCUCUCAUUGAAGCGUAUAGGAAGCAGGGGAUCAUCGCUCGCAGGUUGAGCUUGAAGAACAAGGAGAAGUUUGAAGGUUGUGCACAGGCUCUAGCGGGUGUAACGAACGACCUUUUGAUUUCUCUACAAAUCCAUCAGACUAGCCAGAUGGAGAGGAUGCUGAAUCCUAACCGACUCAUUCUUCCUAAAGAUGAGGGUGAUGAGGAAGCUGAAGCAUUCGUGAACGAGUUUGGGGGUGAAGAAGUUGUCAAGGCGGAUCGAGAGUUGGUUGCGAUGUUUGCGGAGGAUACGAAGGUGUCGGUAGAAGUGAAUGAGGAGGUUAUGACGGAGCUCAAUACCAACCUUUCCGACAUUAUACGCCAGAAUCAUCUCGAGUUGGAGAAAAAGCUGAAUGACAGUGUUAGCGCCACUGUUCUCGACUCCAUCAAAGCGCUUUCUGAACUUGCUGUGGAGAAGGAGAAAGAACGGACGCUUGUCUGCGUUCAAUGCGAUAAGGAGUUUAAGGAGUCGACGAGUGGGCCCGACUCAUGUUCUUUCCACAAGGCAGAAUAUGACUCGUGGAAUAAGUUGUACGCUUGUUGUAGCAGCAAGAACCCCUGCCAAUUUGGUUCACAUCGGUCAAAACACCAUUGUGAAUACCCCUAUGGCGCAUUCUUCACCUUCGCUCGCAACAUCUGUGGUUACACGGACACCAUGGACGUAUGGGUCACAGCUGAAGACACGAAUCUCGAAACGGAUUCUACUCAAUUCACCCAAGUUUCUCAGCUGCUUCGGUGGAAAUCGAAGGGGGCUGUACCCUCGGAACCAACUAUUCUGGUGCGAGUCGGGAAGUUGGAUAUCAAGGAGCCGUAUUUCUUCGGAACCUUCACCGCGAAGGAUUUGGAGGUUCGGAGUCAGGUUGCGGAUAUUACCGGACAAAAUGUUAUUUUCCGGACUGACUCCUCCGAGACGGAAUAUGCAAUGGCUGAAUGGUUGAUGAGCGAAUCCCUUUCUGCCGACGGUAGGAAGUAUAUCACAGGAAUUCGACUCACAGCCAAAGCCGCAACAUCUCUCACUCCGUUCAUUCGCGUUUGUCUGAUAGAUACCCAGACAUGUACGAAAUCUGGAGAGGUGAUGAACAUAUCGGAGGGAGGUUUACGGUCAUUCACUCCGCUCACACCGUACACCCUACCCGAAGGCCGAAAAGUCUCUUCGGAGCUCUACGUGGGACAACUUCGUCCAACACGAAGCGACUUCAAAACCCGAACGACGCCUAACCUGCCUAUAAUCCUGAAAGAACUGUCCGAUCCUCCGCUCUCAGCCAACCCGAGACUCGCCUCGGAAAUUGCUGAUAUUUUCACCGGUGCUAUAUCCGUUUUCAACAAACAUCCUCCAGGAACUCUCAACCCGAUAUCUAUAGCUUCUGUCGACGCGUAUUUCCGUUUUGUUGGAGACGAAAAUUAUACACCCGUCGAGUCUCUCAAGAUCCUCAACGACUCACAGCUUCCUAAGACUAUCGAUCCGAGACAGACGUGGCAGAUGAACUACGAGUUACGGGUUCCUCGGACCGAGGAAGACGUUAAGCUUAAAGUGAACUGGUGGAAUAGAGCUUUCGCGGCACGAAAGAAACCGUUACGGUUGAAAUUCGUUUUCAAGGACAUCGAAGACGAGGAAGCCUCCAUUGUCGUGGAGUAUGUCAUUUCACAUUAUGAGUUGGAGAAACAGAAGCCGGAAGACAUUGCAUUCUUUUACAUUGAUGAUCCAAUUUUCUGGGAGAGACAUCAUGUUCAUGUCGUUCCGCGGCAGGAGAAACGGGAUCGGAAGGACCUGGUAAUGAAGAUUUGUGGGCAGGAAGUUCUGGUGAACGUCCUGAAUAAGGUUGUUCAUUCUGCUCUCAAGUCAGGGGAGACUGAGGUUGCUCUCAACAGGAUUGGUGAGGUGAAGCGUAAAGGGUCAUUGGAUGCUUGGAGUUGGAAAACAUGGGCUUUGGUGGAUACAUCGUGUAGAAGGGUCUACGCUUUCAAGAUAUUGAUAACACAGUGGGUGGAUGAGGAGAAACGGACGGGAUAUGCGUGUUUGGGAUAUGUUCCGUGUCCGGAGUAUGGGGACGUAAUGAGCGAGACUAGGCCCGUUCGUUAUGCGUUGGAGAAGGUUAUGUUUCCGGAUGUGGUGCUUUGCCCGGAGGAAGAAGUCGUUUUGGACGAUAGAGUGGAUGAUUUCGUUCCGGAAACGGCAAAAAUGGCUGCUGGCAGCAAGUCUUCAACUCUCGACAAUAGCGGCGCAUCUCAGGUUCCUAUGGCCUUACCAGAAGAGGUGAAUCAGCGGUUGGCGUCGAUUGAUAAUAACCUGGAGAGGAUAGCCAACGCUUUCGAGCAAUUGUUGGAUAUGAUGAGAUCUCAGCAGUUGCAGGGUAAAAGAAAUGCAUUCUGA